Cryptomeria japonica (Japanese cedar) is the source of this 3273-nucleotide messenger RNA. RefSeq names its product disease resistance protein RPV1-like. Bases 1 to 3273 code for a protein of 1090 amino acids. Gene Ontology annotation, biological process: defense response; signal transduction. NCBI's taxonomy places the organism in Eukaryota, Viridiplantae, Streptophyta, Pinopsida, Cupressales, Cupressaceae. The transcript has 6 exons. The record is from RefSeq and is a predicted model, not a curated record. Gene Ontology annotation, molecular function: protein binding; ADP binding.
AUGGAACAAUACAAACCUCCCACAACCAAACUUGCCUUCCAAAGCGAUAAGAGGUAUCAUGUAUUUCUGAGUUUCAGGGGAGAAGAUGUGAGAAAGACACUGGUUGAUCAUCUGUUUCAAGCUCUAUCUGCAGCAGGACUGAAUGUCUUUAUAGACAGUGAGAAAUUGAAGAAGGGAGAAAUGAUUGGGUUGAGCUUGGAAAUAGCGAUCGAGAGCAGCGCCAUACGCAUUCCUGUAUUUUCCAAAGGUUAUGCAGAUUCAACAUGGUGUCUCAAGGAGGCCGCUGCAAUGUUGAGCACUCCUGGCUUGAUCAUUCCUCUGUUUUAUCAUAUGGAUCCAACUCAUGUUAGAUAUCCUGUCAAGGACUCAAGCCCCUAUAGCCCAUCAUUUCUCAAACAUUAUGGCCAUCCGGAUCGACACCCAAGAGAAGAGGUAGAUGAUUGGAAGGAUGCCCUUCACACGAUCUGUUCUCGAUCAGGCUGGUCGAUGGAUAUAACUCAAGGCUACGAAGCUCGACUUGUAAAGAUGGUAGUGAAUGAUUUGAUUAAGACAUUGGAUAGAGUGCCGCUAGAAGUUGCAAGGCAUCCAGUGGGUAUGAGCACUUUAAAGAAUACACUCAUUCAGAGAUUAAAUCUCAAUUCAAGGGAUGAGGUGACUAAAGUUGGAAUAUGGGGUGUUGGUGGAAUUGGCAAGACCACAGUUGCCAAAGCCAUGUACAAUCAAAUCUAUUCUGAUUUUGAUGCUGCUUCUUUUCUAUUUAAUGUCCGCGCCACUGUUGCAGAGUCCACAGGCCUUCCAAAAUUGCAGGAAAUAAUUCUCAGAAAUUUAUCCGGAUAUGGUGGAAAUGUGGACAAUGUUGAUAAGGGUAUAUCGUUGUUCAGGGAUCGCUUGGGAGGAAAGCGUGUGCUGCUUGUGUUGGAUGAUGUGAAUACUGUUGUACAAUUGAAUGCUCUGGUUGGAGAUUGGCUGGCUCUUGGCAGCAGAGUUAUUGUAACUUCUAGAGACAAGCACAUUCUUAAUGUUGCUCAAGUCUUACCAGAAUGCAUCCACGAGAUGAAUGGAUUAGAGAUAAACGAAAGCCUCCAGUUAUUUAGCUGGUAUGCUUUCCUCAGACCAUCUCCAAGACCCAGUUAUGAAGAUCUGUCCCGGAGAAUAGUGGAAGCUUGUAAAGGGCAUCCUCUUUCGCUAGAAGUGAUUGGGUCCUUCUUGUAUGAUAAGCAGGAUGACGCAGGUUGCUGGAUGGAAGCUCUUGAAAACAUCACCCUCUAUCCAGAAAUUCACGAAAAACUCUACAUCAGUUAUAAGGCUCUUAGCGAUGAGGAAAAAGAAAUAUUCCUUGACAUCGCUUGCUUCUUCAUUGGAGAAGACAAAUCAUGUCCCAUCAUUUUUUGGAAAUCUUUGUACAAGAAGGUAGACACUGCUGUAUCCAGUCUUUCAAUGAAGUUAUUGAUAAAGAUCGAAGAUGGUGUGUUUGGUAUGCAUGACCAUUUGCGAGACAUGGGUCGAACUAUUGCUGAGAAAGAAAAAGAGGGUACCCGACUAUGGGAGCUUGCCCAAUUAAGCACCAUAUCCCACAACAUCAAUUUCUCUCGCCUUCGACUCAGUGGAGGCAAUCCACAAAGACUCGAAAUGUUGUAUGGACCUGAUCUUCGCUAUCUUCAUUUGCAGAAUCUGUCCAUUGAAGACAUAAUGAAAGACCCACUAGCCAUGGUACCACCAAAUUUGGUAUGGUUAAGGCUGGAAAGUUGUAACUGUGGUAAUAAAAUGGAUGGAGGAAUAAAGAAGCCACGCCACUCCAAAUUUGUGAGCAACAACAUUUGGCAAUUGAAGACGUUGCAGUUAAGACAUUGCUAUGGUGUCUCCAGCCUUUCUCUUUCCUCUCUAUUUUCACUCCCCAACAUACAACUUCAACACCUGGACCUGAAAGGGUAUAGGAGCUUAGAGAGCCUCCCUGAUGCCAUUGCUAAACUGUCACACCUGCAGCACUUGGACUUGACAGGGUUGAAAAGUUUGAAGAACCUCCCCGAUGUCAUUGGCAACCUGUCAAAUUUACAGUACCUAAAUUUGAGAAGCUGUUUGAAGUUAGAGACCCUCCCUAAUACUAUUGGCAAGUUGUCAAAGUUGCAGCAUUUGGACUUGAGGGACUGUCAAAUUUUAAAAUACCUUCCUCCUACCAUUGGCUACCUGUCACAGCUGCGGCAUUUGGACUUAGGAGAAUGUACACUGUUAAAUAGUGUCCCUGAUACUAUUGGGAAUCUGUCACAACUGGAGUACUUGGACUUGGAAAGGUGUAUAUUCCUCAUGAACCUUCCUAACACCAUUGGCAACCUGUCACAACUGCAGUACUUGGACUUGAGCAAGAUGAUUGUCUUAAAUAAUCUCCCUAGUAGCAUUGGCAGACUGUCAAAACUGCGGCACUUUGACAUGAGAGCAUGUGUUACAAUAAAUAAACUUCCUGAUAGUAUUGCCAACUUGUCACAGCUGCAAUUCUUGGAUGUGGGAAUGUGCUCCUUGAAUAGCCUCCCUAAUAGCAUUGGUAGACUGUCACAGCUGCGGCACUUGGACUUGAGAGGGUGCCACAUGGAUUACCUCCCUGAUAGCAUUGGCAAUCUAUCACAGCUCCAGCACUUGGACUUGAGAGGGUGCAGAAAGUUAAAUGCCCUUCCUAAUACCAUUGGGAACCUGUCACAGUUACAGUUCUUGAAAUUACGAGGGUGUGAAAGGUUAAAUAACAUCAACAUUCCACAGUUGGAGCAUUUGGACUUGGGAAUGGGAGAGAGCCGGUGUGGCGCUAGGGUUCGGAGUGGUCUCUGCGUUGCAGGAGAUGUUGCAGAGGAAGAUGGCAAAGGAGAUGAUGAGGAUGCCAGUGCCUGCUUCCUGCUUGUGGCUACGAUCGAUUUUGGAGGUGGUGUUGCUUUUUCUCCGGGAGGUGUUGGUCUUUCGCCUUGGCGUCGGGAUGGGGGUUUAGAGCCUCGUGGUUCUACUUCACCCUUUGUGGCUAUUUUCUCAGUCUACGCUAUGGGUGGCGGGAGUUGUGUCGAGCUUAGGGUGUGGGUUGCAGAUGGAGAUGCAAACGAGGAUGGAGGUGAAGUUAUGGAUGGAGUGGGGUCUGUCAUUGGUUGCUCAGUGUUGUGGCUGCUUUUCCUGUGUGCAGGUUAUGGGAGCCUUGUAAAACCCAUGGGCUGGCUGGAUGCUAUUAGUUUUAAAGGGCCCAGUUUGGCCAGUUAUUGUUUUUUGUUAGCUUUAGUUGUAGGUUGUGAGAGCCUAUUCUAA